AUGUCCGCGAGCAACAACUUCCCCUGGCGUACGCCCUCGGCGUCGCCUGCAUGCGAGCAGCAACCUCCAGCGAAGCGUGCGAAGCUUGAACACGACGUCAACAGUAUAAGUCCAGAGGAUGAAGUCCAAAUACCUGCGAUGGUGUUCAGCGAAGAGCAGCAGGCCGCCAUCGAUCUAAUUGUAUCGGGAGCGAACACUUUCCUGACUGGAUCAGCUGGCAGUGGGAAGACUGUUGUGCUUAAGGAGGCCAUCCGCCGAUUGAGGAAUCAGGACAAGCGCGUGGACGUGACUGCCCCAACUGGACGAGCUGCUGAACAUGUUGGAGGUAGCACACUUUCUCACUUCGCCCGAUGGAGUCCUUUCAGUCGAAAACAGAGUCUGAACGACAUCAAGGACAACGCACGCCAAGAUAUUAAUUCGAAGCACUUUAAAGACCUCGACACCCUGAUCAUUGAUGAGAUAUCCAUGGUGUCGAGCUACACCUUAGAGCGCCUCAACUAUGCACUGCGAGCCGGCCGUGCUGACAAGGACGAAGGCCACAAUGCUGAGCAUGACAGUGUCAUUGAUGAUGACGAUGACGAAGGCCCUCCACCUCGUGUUGAGACCCUUCACAAAGAACCUUUCGGAGGUGUUCAAUUGGUGUGCUGCGGUGACUUCUGUCAGCUGCCACCUGUCUCUCCCUUCGAGCACUGCAUCGAGUGCGGCAAAAGCAUGAAGAGGAAGAAGGUCAAGAAAGUAUGGUAUUACGACUGCGAGCCUUGUGGAAUAACGGAGAAAGAAAGCAAAAGAUGGGCUUUCAGUGCCGCUUCCUGGAAAGCUGCGAAAUUCGACAAUGUAUUUCUCGGCAAGAAUCAGCGCCAGUCAGAGAUUUCCUUCGUCUCGACACUCGACAGGAUUGCGCGCGGUGAGAAAAUACCUCCUGUUUCGAAAGCUCUCAUCCUACAUCACCCUGAAAAUACUGAUGGAGCUAUCAAGCUAUUCGCCAAGAACGAGCAAGUCGACGAGGAGAACAAGAAGGACUUCGAGACUCAUGAAGGGGAGACCAUGUCGUACCAGUGCCACAACUACUUCUGGAGGAAUCGUGAUCACCGCUGGCUCUAUGACAGAGAGAUACCUGCUGGUCAGACAAUCUCCCCAAAGAUGAAGCAAGAGCGGCACUCUUACUCUGAGGAGUUGGAGCUUAAGCUUGAAAUGCCAGUCAUCCUCCUACGGAACAUCGACGUCAAACGGGGGCUGGUAAAUGGCAGCCAGGGCCGAGUCGUUGGCUUCGAGGGCGUGGAGAGAGAAGAAGUCCACAAGUGGUCCGCUCAUAUCUACCAAGGCGAGUCCUGCGCCCACGUUCCAUCUCGUGGAGGUGAAUUUGCCUCGCUCUAUUCAGACCAAAUCAAGGAGUAUGUGACCACAAACUCGGAUCCAGAUGACCCAGACACGGCUAUCAAAUGGCCCAGGGUACUGUUUGAGAACGAAGCAAGGCGAGUCGAGGUAGUCAUACUCCCCGAUUGCCGCCUCGAGCUGUACGGCAACGAGGAGCCAUACUCCAAGGAGUGUCGCACGCAGAUCCCGCUCACAGCUCGAUGGGCUAUGACGAUCCAUAAGUCACAAGGCAUGACUUUGGAUAAGGUCAUUGUGCAUCUUGACAAUGUGUUCCAGGCAGAGCAGGUCUAUGUGGGUUUGUCUCGCGCCAAGUCCACGCGAGGCUUGAAGGUGAUCGGUGAGACCAAAGACUUCGACAAGCACAAGUCGGAUCCUGCGGUGCUCAGGUUCUUGAAGAAGACGAAGUGGGCCAUUGGUGAGUAUGUGAAGUAG
Fulvia fulva is the source of this 1806-nucleotide messenger RNA. Its product is annotated as ATP-dependent DNA helicase pfh1. Gene Ontology annotation, biological process: DNA repair; telomere maintenance. The record is from RefSeq and is a predicted model, not a curated record. NCBI's taxonomy places the organism in Eukaryota, Fungi, Ascomycota, Dothideomycetes, Mycosphaerellales, Mycosphaerellaceae. The transcript has a single exon. Gene Ontology annotation, molecular function: DNA helicase activity; ATP binding; ATP hydrolysis activity. Bases 1 to 1806 code for a protein of 601 amino acids.